Leptonychotes weddellii (Weddell seal) is the source of this 1765-nucleotide messenger RNA. Lineage: Eukaryota; Metazoa; Chordata; Mammalia; Carnivora; Phocidae. The record is from RefSeq and is a predicted model, not a curated record.
GCGGCGGCGGCGGCGGCGGGCGGGGAGCGCGGCGGGCGGGGGCUCCGCCUUGAGCGUGGGGCGCUGAGUUGAGAGGCGCGGAGGCUGCUAGGGCGCUAGGGGGGCUUAGGAGGCAGCACGGCGACGCCUCCCCGCCACCCGCCGCAACAUGGGCAGCGCGGAGGACGCAGUCAAAGAGAAACUGCUGUGGAACGUGAAAAAGGAGGUGAAGCAAAUCAUGGAGGAGGCUGUCACCAGGAAGUUUGUGCAUGAGGAUAGCAGCCACAUCAUUGCUCUGUGUGGUGCAGUGGAGGCUUGCCUCCUACAUCAGCUGAGACGCCGUGCUGCGGGCUUCCUGCGCAGUGACAAGAUGGCGGCCCUGUUCACCAAGGUGGGAAAGACAUGCCCAGUGGCUGGGGAGAUUUGCCACAAGGUACAGGAGCUGCAGCAACAAGUAGAGGGCAGGAAACCCUUAGCAGGCAACCAGGAUGCCCUGCGGAGACAGGGCUCUGCCAGCGGGAAGGGCCCAGCUCUCAGCCUACAGGCCUUAAAGCACAUAUGGGUGCGCACAGCGCUCAUCGAGAAAGUGUUGGACAGGGUCAUGCAGUACCUGGUGGAGAACUGCAGCAAGUACUACGAGAAGGAGGCUUUACUGGCAGAUCCUGUGUUUGGCCCCAUCUUGGCCUCUCUUCUAGUGGGACCCUGUGCCUUGGAGUACACCAAGCUCAAGACAGCUGAUCACUACUGGACUGACCCCUCUGCUGAUGAGCUGGUCCAGAGGCACCGUAUCCGGGGUCCCCCCAGUCGCCAGGACUCCCCUGCAAAGCGCCCAGCCCUAGGAAUUCGGAAGCGGCAUUCAAGUGGCAGUGCGUCAGAAGACAGGCUGGCUGCCUGCGCCCGCGAGUAUGUGGAGUCCCUGCACCAGAAUUCCAGGACACGCCUGCUCUAUGGCAAGAACAACGUGCUGGUGCAGCCGAAGGAGGACAUGGAGGCCGUCCCUGGCUACCUCUCCCUGCACCAGUCUGCAGAGAGCCUAACUCUGAAGUGGACCCCCAACCAGCUCAUGAACGGGACUCUGGGGGACUCCGAGUUGGAGAAAAGCGUUUACUGGGACUAUGCCCUGGUUGUUCCCCUCAGUCAGAUCGUCUGCAUCCACUGCCACCAGCAAAAGAGCGGCGGCACGCUCGUGCUGGUGAGCCAGGAUGGCAUCCAGAGGCCACCGCUGCACUUCCCACAGGGAGGACACCUGCUGUCCUUUCUGUCCUGCCUGGAGAAUGGGCUGCUGCCCCGAGGCCAGCUAGAGCCCCCACUCUGGACCCAGCAGGGGAAGGGGAAAGUGUUCCCCAAGCUACGGAAACGCAGCAGCAUACGGACCGUGGAUGUGGAGGAGAUGGGCACCGGGUGGGCCACAGACUACGUGUUCCGGAUCAUUUACCCCGGCCACAGGCACGAGCACAUCACUAUUAACUACCACCACCUAGCGGCCAGCCGCGCGGCCUCGGUGGACGAUGAUGAGGAAGAGGAGGAUAAACUGCACGCGAUGCUCUCAAUGAUCUGCUCGCGGAACCUCACAGCUCCCAAUCCGAUGAAAGACCCCAGAGUUAGUAAGAUCUAUGUUCUACAGAUAAACAUCCCUUGUGGGAAACAAGGCCUAGCUCACCAAUAUAAUGUACACAACACAGAGCCAACUGUGCCAACUUCUGAAGUAAACAUCAUAUAUGCCAGUCAACCAGAUAAACCAAAGGAAGAAUUUAAAGACAAAAGAACAAUGAAAACAGUUUCUUAG